AUGUCAACAAGUUUGGACAUGUCGUCAGCAACAGCUAAUGGUAUUCAUCAAACUCAAAUAAAUGGUCAUGCUUCUCAACAAGAUCAAAUUCCAUUUAAUAUUGACCAAUUAGCAGCUGAUUUUGAUUUGGCUGGCCAAGAUGAAUGUAAUUCAUCUGCACGUAUGUUCGAACGUACGCGUAUACAAGUUUUGGCUGAUGAACGUGGAUAUGUACAAAAGAAAACAUUUACAAAAUGGGUCAAUUCACAUUUAACGCGUGUUGGCUGUCGUAUUAAUGAUCUAUAUACUGAUUUAGGCGAUGGAAGAAAUUUAAUUCGUCUUUUGGAAAUAUUAAGUGGAGAACGUUUACCAAAAGCUACAAGAGGAAAAAUGCGUAUACAUUGUUUGGAAAAUGUUGAUAAAGCUAUUAUGUUUUUACAAGAACAACAUGUUCAUUUGGAGAAUAUUGGUGCUCACGAUAUUGUCGAUGGAAAUUCUUCUUUAAUUCUUGGUCUUAUAUGGACUAUCAUCCUUCGUUUUCAAAUUCAAGACAUUACAAUUGAAGAAUGCGUAUCAACUGAAACAAAAUCAGCUAAAGAUGCCUUAUUACUUUGGUGUCAAAUGAAAACAGCCGACUAUCCAACUGUAAAUGUAAGAAAUUUUACAACAUCAUGGAAAGAUGGUCUUGCAUUUUGUGCCUUAAUACAUAAACAUCGUCCUGAUCUUAUACCGCAAUUUAAAACUUUAACAAAAGAAAAUGCAAAUCAUAAUUUACAAUUAGCAUUUGAUCUAUGUGAAAAACGUUUAGGUAUAAGUAAAUUACUUGAUCCUGAAGAUGUUAAUGUUGAUUAUGUUGAUGAAAAAUCUAUUAUAACAUAUAUUGUUACAUUAUAUCAUUAUUUUUCAAAAAUGAAAAAUGAUAGCGUACAAGGUAGACGUUUAGCUAAAGUUAUUGGUUCGGCACUUGAUUCAGAAAAAAUGGCUAAUGAUUAUGACCGUUUAGUAUCUGAUUUAUUAGCUUGGAUUGAACAAACAAUCGUUACAUUAAGUGAUCGACAAUUUCCGAAUUCACUUCCACGUGUACAUGAAAAACUCGUCGAUUUUAAUCGUUAUCGUGUUAUGGAUAAACCAGCUCGAUUUGCUGAAAAAGGAAAUUUAGAAGUUUUAUUAUUUACAUUACAAAGUAAAGAACGUGCUAACCAACAAAUACCAUUUCAACCGCGCGAAGGAAAAAUGAUAUCGGAUGUAAAUCGCGCAUGGGAAAAUCUUGAACGUGCUGAACAUGACAGAGAAUUAGCAUUAAGAGAAGAAAUUCUUCGACAAGAACGUUUAGAACAAUUGGCAACGAAAUUUAAUCGUAAAGCUGGCUUACGAGAAAAAUGGUUGACCGACAGUGAAAAACUUGUUGCAAGUGAUCAAUUCGGUACAGAUUUAGCUUCAGUUGAAGCAGCAUUCAAAAAACAAGAAGCUAUUCAAACCGAUAUAGCUGCCUUCGAAGAACGUCUUCAAAAUAUUAUGGCUAUCGCCAAUGAACUUCAAACUGAAGACUAUCAUGAUUAUGCGACAAUUGAAGCACGAAAAAAGAAUGUCGAAAUGCAUUGGGAAUAUUUAAUUAGUUUAGUUACUAAACGUCGACAAUGUCUUGAACUUGCGUAUAAUUUACAACGUGUUUUUCAAGAAAUGCAAUAUAUAUUUGAAUGGAUUAGCGAUUUAAAAUGGCGAUUAAAAUCUGAUGACAUUGAAAAAUAUGUUAUGUCAGCUGAUGAUCUUCUUCAACGACACUCAUUAAUUGAAGCUGAUAUAUAUGUUAUUGAUGAACGUUUAAAACGAGCCAUAACCGAUGCUGAUGAAUAUCUCAAUCCUGAUGUUAAUAUUGAUGGUUAUCGUCCAGCCACACCGGAAGAAAUUGAAAUACGUAUUCAUAAUUUGCAAAAAGCUUAUGAAGAAUUAAUUGAAUUGGCUCGUAAACGCCGAGACUUACUUGAACAAGCUAAAGUUGUAUCGAGAUUUUAUUCGGAUGUUGGUGAUGCAGAAUUUUGGAUUGAUGAAAAACUACAAACGAUGACAUCACCGGAUAUGGGUCAUGAUGUUAAUACAACUGAUAGUUUGGUUGCCAAACAUAAAUUAAUUGAAAAUGAUAUGAGUGCAAGAUACGGUCAACUUGAAAAUUUAACAAAUCAAGGUGAAACCAUGGUUAAACAAGGACAUUUUGCAACAAGAAAAAUUAAUGAUAGUCUUGAUACGAUCAAAUUGAAAUGGGAUAAUCUAUUAGAAAUGUCAUCUAAUCGUGCGGAUAAAUUAAAUCAAACCCAUGAUUAUUACCAAUUCUUUUCUGAUGCUGAUGAUAUUGAUACAUGGAUGCUUGAUAUGUUGAAACUUGUCUCAAGUGAAGAUAUUGGCCGUGAUGAACCGUCAGCUCAAACAUUAUUAAAAAAACAUAAAGAUACACAAGAUAUCUUAGAUAAUUAUCGGCAAACAAUCGAUAAUUUAAAGUCAACAAAUUUACAAGUUUUAACACCUGAAAAACAGAAUUCACCUGAUGUUCAACAACGUCUUCAAUCAAUUGAACGUCGUUAUACUGAAUUAAUUGAAUUAUCAAAAUUACGUAAACAAAAAUUACUUGAUGCCAUAUCAUUAUUUCGUCUAUUGGCUGAUGCUGAUAAUGUCGAAGCAUGGAUUGAAGAAAAAGAACGAUUUCUAGCAACAUUAGAUCCAACACAAGUCAAUGAUAUUGAAGAAUUAGAAGUUAUUAAACAUCGUUUCGAUGGUUUUGAACGUGAUAUGAAUUCGACAGCAUCAAAAGUUGCUAUUGUCGGCCACCAAGCGCGUACAUUAGUACAAAGUGAUCAUCCGAAUUCACAGGAAAUAUUGGAUCGUAUUAAUAGAUUAAAUCAUAAUUGGUCACAAUUGAGACGUUUAGUUGAUAAGAAACGAGACGAUCUUAGUUCAACAUUCGGUGUACAAACAUUUCAUAUUGAAUGUAAUGAAACCAUAUCAUGGAUUCAAGAUAAAAUUCGUAUUGUGCAAUCAACUGAAGAUUUAGGUCGGGAUCUUGGUGGUGUUAUGACAAUGCAACGUCGUUUAAGUGGUCUAGAACGUGACAUGGCUGCUAUACAAUCGAAACUAGAUCAACUUGAAUUAGAAGCCACAAAACUUGAAAAAGAUCAUCCAGAUGACGCAAAAAAUAUUCAUAAUAAAGUUAACCAAAUAAGUUCGGUUUGGUAUGAAUUAAAAGAAAUUCUACGUCGACGCGAAGAAUCGAUGGGCGAAGCAGCUGAAUUACAGAAAUUUCUUCGUGAUCUUGAUCAUUUUUCUGCAUGGUUAACACGUACACAAACAUCGGUUGCUAGUGAAGAUAUUCCGAAUUCAUUAAAUGAAGCUGAACAAUUAUUAAAUCAACAUCAAACAAUUAAAGAAGAAAUCGAUCGUUAUGGUCCUGACUAUGCUCAAAUGAAAGACUACGGCCAUUCGGUUAUACGUGAUGCUGAUACAACUGAUCCACAAUAUAUCUUCUUACGUGAACGUUUAAAUGCGCUUGAUGAUGGUUGGAAUGAACUUGAUCAAAUGUGGCAUCAAAAGAAGAAUAUGUUAACAGAAGCCAUGCAAUUUCAAAUGUUUGUUAGAGAUUCAAAUCAAGCUGAAAUUUUAUUAAAUCAUCAAGAAGCUUAUUUAGCACGUGAACGUGAACAAAAACCCAAAACAUUGGACGAUGUUGAAUCUCUCAUGAAAAAACAUGAAGACUUUUUUACCACUAUGUCAGCAAAUGAAGAUAAAAUACAAGGUGUUUGUUCAUUUGCUCAACGUUUAUGUCAAGAAAAUCAUUAUCUAGGUGAUCGCAUUCUUACUCGUGCAUCCGUAAUCAACGAUCGUUAUGUAGCUAACCGUCAAUAUGCAGUUGAAAUGAAUGAAAAACUUCAAGAGUCACUUCAAUACUUUCAAUUUAUUCAAGAUUGUGAUGAUCUUAAAGAAUGGCUUGAUAUGAAAACAUUACAAGCUCAAGAUGAUACCUAUCGUGAUACCGCCAAUAUUCAUACGAAAUAUCUUCGUCAUCAAGCAUUUCAAGCUGAAAUAUCAUCAAAUAAAGAACGUUUAUCAGCCUUAAAACGGCAUGCCGAACAAUUACGAGAAGAACAUCCACAACAAAUCGAUUUCACUGUUAUUGAUCAACGUAUUAAUGAAUUAGAUGAUUCAUGGUCAAAAUUAGAAGAAAUAACACGUGAAAAAGGUGAACGUCUAUUUGAUGCUAAUCGUUCGAAAUUAUUUCAACAAUCGAUUACUAAUCUUGAUGAAUUUAUGCUAAAUAUUGAAAAACAUUUAUAUGCUGGUGAACAAACAACACCAACAACUACAACUGCAGCAGCUCCAAUAGAUUCAACCGAUAGUCAAUUAUUAUCAACAACAACAACAACAACUCUUGAACCAGUAGAAAAUAAUUUAACUGCAACGAAUCUUUUAUUACUUAAACAAACAACUAUCGAAGAAGAACUAUUAAAACGUCAACAACAAGUUGAUGAAUUACGUGUUCAAGCUGAAAAACUAAAACAAUUAGAACCAGAAAAAUCCGACGAAAUCGAUACAAAACGUUUACAAGUUGAAGAGAAAUUUUCUAAACUUUUAUUACCAUUAGAACAGAAAAAAUUACGUUUAGAACAACAAAAACAUCUUCAUCAAUAUUUACGUGAUAUUGAAGAUGAACAAAUAUGGUUAAGUGAAAAACGUCAUUUAUUACAAAGCUAUUCUGAUUUAAUAUUUAAUAAUAAACAACAAACAUUAAUGAAUAUUCAAUUAUUAAAACGUAAAAAUGAAUCAUUAUUAAAAGAAAUUGAAAAUCAUGAACAACGUUUAUUAGAACAUUUAAAUAACGAAUGUAUACGCAUCAGUCAAGAUUACCCAUCACGUCAAGAAGAAUUUCAAGAACGUUUACAACAAUUAUCAAAUAAUUAUGUUGAAUUAAAAGAUACAAUUAAACAACGACGCGAACAUUUAGAAUUAUUAGAAAGUCUUUAUCAAUAUUAUUAUGAUUUAAGCGAAGCUGAAGCAUGGCUAGGCGAACAAGAAUUAUAUAUGAUGAGUGAAGAACGUGGCAAAGAUGAAUUAGCCACGCAAACCUUUAUACGUAAACAACAAACAAUCGAUCAAACAAUCGACAGUUAUAGUAAUAUACUUUCGGAAUUAAAUGAUCGUGCGAAAAACUUAGGCGACUCUUUAAAUCAAUCGGAUUUAUCAUUGGAUUUUGUUAAUGAAAAUAAUGAUUUAAUUAAUAAACGACAAACACAAUUAGACAAAUUAUAUGCCAGUUUGAAAGAUUUAUCUGUUGAACGUCGACAACGUUUAGAUGAAACAUUAAAACUGUAUCGUCUCCAUAAAGAAAUCGAUGAUCUUGAACAAUGGAUAUCCGAUAGAGAAUUAAUUGCCGGUUCGCAUGAACUCGGACAAGAUUUUGAACAUGUAUCUAUGUUACUCGAUCGUUUUAUUGCAUUUGAACAGGAAACACAACAAAUUGGCAAUGAACGUUUACAAUAUGCAAAUAAUAUGAUCGAUAUUUUAAUAUCAAAUGGUCAUAUUGAUUCAGCGCAAAUAGCUGAAUUAAAAGAUUCAUUAAAUGAAUCAUAUCAAGAUUUGUUAGAAAUGAUUGAAACACGUUUACAAUCAUUGAAAGCAUCAUGGGAAUUACAUAAAUUUUUACAUGAUUGUAAAGAAAUUUUAUUGACUAUGCAAGAACGUAAAAAUUCUAUACCCGACGAAAUCGGCCGAGAUCAACAAGGUGUACAACAAUUAUUACGUAAACAUCAACAAUUUGAAACUGAACUAGUUCUAUUAGCACAAGAUAUACAACGUAUACAACAAGAAUCGAAACGUUUGAAUGGACGUUAUGCAGGAGAGAAAGAAGCUGAAAUAAAACAAAAAGAAUAUGAUGUUUUAACACAAUGGAAAUUGUUACAACAAUUUGUCGAUCAACGAAAACGUCUACUAAAUGAUUAUGAAGAUCUACAUCGAUUCUUUAAUUUAGCAAGAGAUUUAAAUAUGUGGAUGGAUGUAAUGAUUAGACAAAUGAAUAAUAGUGAUAAGCCACAUGAUGUUAGCGGAGUUGAUUUAUUAAUUAAUAAUCAUCAGAGCUUAAAAGCUGAAAUCGAUGCUCGACAAGAAAAUUUUACUAUGUGCAUUAAUUUAGGUAAAGAUUUAAUUAAUCGGCGUCAUCCUCGUUCAUCAGAAGUAAAAGAAAAAUGUGUUCAACUAUCUAUGUUACGUGAUCAAGUUGAUGAUACAUGGAAUGAACGUUUCGAAUAUUUACAACUUAUCUUAGAAGUUUAUCAAUUUGCACGCGAUGCAGCCAUCGCUGAAACAUGGUUAAUUGCUCAAGAAUCCUACUUAAAUAAUGAAGAACUUGGUGAAACAUUAGAUCAAGUUGAAAACUUAAUAAAACGCCAUGAACAAUUCGAAAAAUCUUUAUUAGCACAAGAAGAUCGUUUUAAUGCCUUACGUAAUUUAACAACAUUAGAAAAGAAACGACAAAUGCCACCAGUUGAACCACCUCAAAGUCGUCUACCUGCUUAUCUAGAAGAAUUUAAAACAUGGCAAGAACGUGAUGCUGAACAAGCAUUAACGGAUAAAUCGAAAUUUAAAUCAAUAGCCGAAGAAAAUACAUCAACCGAUGGUGGUCGUUCAGGAAUGUUAUCGGGUAAACAAUCUAGUCAAGAUUUCGAUUCAAACAAUAAUAAACAACGACGAUCAGAAUCAGCGACACGCUUAUUAACAAUAAAAGAAGGUUUCUUAUCACGUAAACAUGAAUGGGAAGGACAUGAACGUAAAGCAACACAUCGUGCAUGGGAAAAAUAUUAUUCUGCUUUAACAAGCAAUCGCUUGUUAUUCUUCAAGGAUGCUAAACAUUUAAAAUCAGGUCGUACAGCUACCGAUGACUUUCAACUUGAUUCAUCAACAAGUACUGCACCAGCAACUGAUUAUCGUAAAAAACCAAAUGUAUUUCGAUUGAAAUUUCAAGAUGGAAAUGAAUAUUUAUUUCAUGCUAAAGAUGAUACAGAAAUGAAUGAAUGGAUUACAGCAAUAAAUAAUACUAUUUCAUCAUUACCAUCAACAGUAACUGGCGCAACAGCAGUUGUAACACAAAUACCAUCCAUUGCUUUGACAUCACCAGCAACAACAACGAAGGGAUCAGCAUCAUCAGCAACUAGUUCUCCACACCACCCGCCAACAUCUGUGAUGAUAUCAAGUACAUCAGGCAUUCAAACGUCUCAAUCUUCAUCAAGCAACGAACCAAAAUCACGAACAUUACCAUUACGUUCAAGUUCAUUAGUUGAACCUCAAGUUUCAUCGAGUUCAUCACAACAACCACCAGCAGGCAAAAAGAAAUCAGGUGGAUUUUUUUCAAUGAAACGAAAAUGA
This is a messenger RNA of Rotaria socialis, 7380 nucleotides long. The record is from the annotation of a GenBank genome assembly. NCBI's taxonomy places the organism in Eukaryota, Metazoa, Rotifera, Eurotatoria, Philodinida, Philodinidae.